Messenger RNA from Suricata suricatta (meerkat), 899 nucleotides. RefSeq names its product proteasome subunit beta 1 (gene PSMB1). The transcript has 6 exons. The record is from RefSeq and is a predicted model, not a curated record. Gene Ontology annotation, cellular component: proteasome core complex. Bases 60 to 785 code for a protein of 241 amino acids. Lineage: Eukaryota; Metazoa; Chordata; Mammalia; Carnivora; Herpestidae.
GGCGGGACUUCCGGCUGGGCGCCAUCUCGCCGUGAGACAGCAGCCUCCGGGGUAACGCGAUGUUGUCGACGGCCGCGGGGUGCUGGCGACCCGACAGAGACCUGGCGAUGGAGGCCCACAGCGCCACGGGCCCUUUGCAGCUGCGCUUUUCGCCCUACGCUUUCAACGGAGGGACCGUAUUGGCAAUCGCUGGAGAAGAUUUUUCCAUUGUUGCUUCUGACACUCGAUUGAGUGAAGGAUUUUCAAUUCACACCAGGGACAGCCCCAAGUGUUACAGAUUAACAGACAAAACAGUUAUUGGAUGCAGCGGAUUUCAUGGAGACUGUCUUACCCUGACAAAGAUUAUUGAAGCAAGACUAAAGAUGUAUAAGCAUUCCAAUAACAAGACCAUGACUACAGGGGCGAUUGCUGCGAUGCUGUCUACAAUCCUCUACUCAAGGCGCUUCUUUCCAUACUAUGUUUACAACAUCAUCGGGGGACUGGAUGAAGAAGGGAAAGGAGCUGUGUAUAGCUUUGACCCAGUAGGAUCCUACCAGAGAGACUCCUUCAAGGCUGGAGGCUCAGCAAGUGCCAUGCUGCAGCCCCUGCUUGAUAACCAGGUUGGUUUUAAAAACAUGCAGAAUGUGGAACAUGUCCCACUGUCCUUGGACAGAGCCAUGCGGCUUGUGAAGGACGUCUUCAUUUCAGCAGCUGAGAGGGACGUGUACACUGGGGAUGCACUGAGAAUCUGCAUCGUGACCAAGGAGGGCGUCAGGGAGGAGACCGUUCCCCUGAGGAAGGAUUGAUGUGUGUGCUGCGGUCACUAAUCACUGCAAAACCGGUUAAGUUUGUAUCUUGGAACUAUUGGACUGAUUUGUUUUAUUAAAAAAUAAAACCUGAAGUAAUUAUUCUAAGCAGGA